AUGACCCACCGACAUUGCUUCGAAUCUUUAGAUCGUAGCAUGCGUGACAUUCUUGGGGAGACAGACUAUUCGUGUUUUAAUAGGUUGUUUGGUGGUAAGACCGUGGUGCUCGGCGGAGAUUUCCGCCAAGUGCUACCUGUGGUCGAGGGCGACAGCAGGUUAGACACCAUUGAUGCAUCCAUAACUAACUCUUAUCUGUGGAAUCAUGUUAAGAUUCUAAAGCUAACAAUCAAUAUGCGCUUACUUGAGAUGUCUCGCAGUGGUUUGCCAACUGAUCAGGUGAGAGCAUUUAAUGAUUGGGUGUUGAGUAUUGGGGAUGGCAAUCACUACACGAUGGAGUACACCUUGGUAUCACAGAUUAAUCCAACAAGGCACAAUUGGACCAUCAAGGUUAGAGUUGCUAGGAUGUGGAAACUAUCUUCGACUCCUAAGUGGAAGGGUGUAACUGCCAUGGAACUUGUUCUGGUUGAUGAAGAGGGCGUGGGUAUUACCGCUUGCAUCGGGUAUAAAGACCUUAGCAAAUUUGCUGAUUCUUUAUUUGAAGGCAGCUCCUAUAUGAUUAAAAAAUUCCAAGUUAGCAGGCAAGCAAGGAAGUAUAGCCCUGUACCGAACCCACAAACAAUCUAUUUUACACCGUGGACUGUCGUAGAGGAGAUACCUACAGAGCUGGCCACCCAGCUUCCCCUCUAUGUUUUCAAUUUUGUGGACUUUGAGGAAUUAACCCAUAGACGGAGGAACGGACAUGGCCUAGUAGGUGACAUGGUGUUUGGAUUCCCAACAGAUGUUAUCGGACAACUUACAGUCAUACAUCCGGUGCCCAUUGCCAAAGUAGGUGCCACAACAUGUGCGAGCGGUGAUGGCACUAAAUGGUACAUGAACAUUGACCUUCCAGAAAUGAACACUUUUCGUGUUAGUUUACAGGGAAGAGGCUCCAAAGUUGUGUUCCUGCCCGGCGAUGAAGCAAGCGCCAACAGGAAAACUGUUGCUGAGCUCCUAGCAUUGGAUCCCCAUGACAGCAAUGGUGUUCGUUUCACCUGCAACGCAAUCAUAAGAGAAAUAGACGUUUCCAAUGGUUGGUGGUAUAAAGGUUGCAAUACAUGCAAGCGGGGGCUGAAGGCUACUUUCGAUGGCUUUGAAUGCACUAACUGCGAUGAGGCUAAACCAGUGGUUAUUCCCAGCUAUAAGCUAAGUGUGAUCAUCGAGGAUACCACUGGCCGCGUGAAAAUAUUUCUCUUCGGAGGAGUAGCUGAACAGGUUGUUCGGCGGACUGCCGCUGAGCUUGUUGAAGAAAGCUCAUCCAAUCAGAUUUUGCUGCCUGCACCCCUUCGCGGCCUUGUUGGUCGAAAGUAUGUCUUCCAGGUGGUUAUCAGUGAGCAAACCUUUAGGACUGGGCAGCUCUGCUUCCAAGCUAGGAGGGUGUUCCCUGAUCCAACGUCUGCUGAGGCUCAUGGUCCUACCGGACGUUCGCCGCAUGAUCCUAGGGAUCCCAAAGCUAUGAACAAGAUUGGGACAUCAAGUGUUGCCUCUGGAAAAGACGACCAGGCACACGUUCUUGUCAUUCCUGAGGUUCCUAACAAUGCAGAAGUAGCUGAUACCAAAACCUCAUCCAGCAAGGGGAAGGAGGUACCCUCUGAUGUCCAUGAGGAGCAUGGAACUAUUCUAGGCAAGAGACCGAGGUCUGCUCGUAGGGAUCUAUUCCCUGCAAAGAAAGCCGGAGCAAGUGGCUUCAACAUUACCACAAACUCACAAUGCAAGAGCGUUACGACUGAUCAUUUUUAUGCACGUCUCUAUUUUGAGAUCUGGAAACGGGUUGCUAAGCAGAAGAUGAAUUUCAAAGAUGCUUUGGAUGAAGUGAAGGACAAAGCCAUGUGGCCCUUCAACUGGGCUGAAGUGAAAACUGAGAUAGAAACUGAUAAUCUUGAAGAAGGUGAUGAAGCUUAUUGGUUGAUCGUGGAGGCUGUCAAAAAAAUUGUUCCAAGGCUCAAGACCUAUUAUGACUAUGCCAAAAAGAAGUUGGGUAUUGCAGAGAAAUUGGGUUUGAUCCCCUCCAUGCCCCACACAGAUAAAGCAAAAGUUCUUUAUGGAGAUCAUCAUCCUCUUUUGCUGGGCUAUCUGGAUGAGCAGGAACAACUUCAUUUUCAGGCAGAUCCCUCCUUCUACCCAAAGGGUGCAAAAACAUCUUCAGGAUUGAGCUAG
Molecule: messenger RNA, 2196 nt
Organism: Miscanthus lutarioriparius
Lineage: Eukaryota; Viridiplantae; Streptophyta; Magnoliopsida; Poales; Poaceae
Source: the annotation of a GenBank genome assembly